Oncorhynchus nerka (sockeye salmon) is the source of this 3091-nucleotide messenger RNA. RefSeq lists its product as uncharacterized. The record is from RefSeq and is a predicted model, not a curated record. NCBI's taxonomy places the organism in Eukaryota, Metazoa, Chordata, Actinopteri, Salmoniformes, Salmonidae. Bases 1732 to 2628 code for a protein of 298 amino acids. The transcript has 6 exons.
GGGUCUUCCAAAUGGACAAUGACCCCAAGUAUACUUCCAAAGUUGUGGCAAAAUAACUUAAGGACAACAAAUCCAUCACAAAGCCCUGACCUGCAUCCGAUUUAAAAUUUGUGGGCAGAACUGAAAAAGUGUGUGCGAGCAAUGAGGCCUACAAACCUGACUCCGUUACACCAGCUCUGUCAGGAGGAAUGGGCUAAAAUUCACCCAACUUAUUGUGGGAAGCUUGUGGAAGGCUACCCGAAACGUUUGACCCAAGUUAAACAAUUUAAAGGCAAUGCUACCAAAUACUAAUUGAGUGUAUGUAAACUUCUGACCCACUGAGAAUGUGAUGAAAGAAAUACAAACUGAAAUAAAUCAGUCUCUACUAUUAUUCUGACAUUUCACAUUCUUAAAAUAAAGUGGUGAUCCUAACUGACCUAAGACAGGGAAUUUUUACUUGGAUUAAAUGUCAGGAAUUGUGAAAAACUGAGUUGAAAUGUAUUUGGUGUAUGUAAACUUCCGACUUCAACUGUAUGUGGUAGAUAAUGUAUAUUAUACAUAUAUGGUAGGUAAUGUAUGCUAUACAUAUACGGAUAGCGCCUGGUGUAGAAUCGCAGGGUCAUUUAACCAGUCUUACUGUAAAAUGUCCUUCCCAGGGGGCAAAUAGCCAGCUCUGACAGUGACUCCCAUUGCACUGCACUACUAUGCAGACUCUGAUCAAUAGUCAACAGUAGUAGUGCACUGUAUGAGGAAUGGGAUUUUAAUGGUCGAUGUACAAGUAGUACCCUUUCUGGGGAAUAUGGUGUCAUUUGUGCCACAGAUCCUGUACCCAUGGGCGAGGUCGAUAGCGGGUGACCACUGACGGGCACCGUCCGGAUCGCGUGCAGUACCAGGAAGGCUAACCCUGGCACUAACAAUGACAUGAUGACUCAUCUUUCCUCCCCACCAGCUAAUCCUGCUUCCCAGCUAUUUGCUCCCUGCACACCCAGCCCCUCCAACACUCUGUCUCCAACCCUAACCCAUUCUUCUGCAUUUUCCCAUUUCUCUUGAGUUAAUACACUAUCUGCUAUCACAAAGGACACACAAUAGUAUAUCUAAUCAUAUUGAAAUGUCUGUUGAAAGGACUCUAUUCUCUCUCUUAGGUAGCACUGAUUAAUGAGACACACAGAAUACUUCAACCAUAUGUCCCAGCCCCAGCCAUGACCUGGUUUGGCCUCUACCUCUUGCCUUGUACCGCACCCUGGUGGUCAAUUCUGUCAAGUACAUCCUCAUACGGUACAGAAACAAUGAACAGUACAGUUGUCACCCAUAAAGCAUAAUGGAAAAAACAAUACAUGUCUGUGUUUCACAUUGAUCCAAAAUAUCAAUGUCAAAUUCUAAGCAGCCAUAUGGGUAAUUUCAUUGACAAAUAAUUGAAUAAUUGACAAUAAUUGAACAUGGGUUCAUGCUGGUCUAGAACAAGCCUGUAUACAAAGCAGCCCUGCAGCAUCAGAAGUGGCCAUUCCUGAUUUAGCAUAACCCUUGCUCUCCCCCCAUCCCUCAUUCUCCCUCCCCAUACCUCUAUCUCUGGAUCUGGCAGCUGGCAUGUAGUCCACCCAGCAUCGUUCAACCCCUCUGGCUGACACUCAAUGCUUUUUGUUUUUUCAUUCUCAAUGCUGCAGCUGUGCUUGGCUGUCACCCUCCACACAGAGGGUGUCUCUGCCACCACCCCGGCCCCGCUCCAGGACAACUGCUCAUUGACAAAGGUCCUUGAUGUUUUCUGAGGCACCCCUCAUGUCGAACCAGGGCAGGGAUGGAGAAGAGUUUGAGGAGUUAGCCAGACCAGAACCUCCACCACAGAAGCCUGUCCACAGACCAGAAAUGUACACUCAGGAGAGAAGGCGGACCCUCCAGGAGAGGACAAUGCCUUCUCAACAGGAACCUCCAGUUAGGCAGCAAGUCCCCAAGAUGAUGCCCAGAGAACCCAGUCUCCCUGCCAGAAGCAUGUCUCUGCGAAAAGCUAUGUCUCUCCAGAACUUGAGCCAGAUAGAGACACCCUGGGAAGGGGUCACCCUCAACCGCUGUCUGUUCAUAGCCAUCACCAUCCUGCUGUUCAGCACUGUCUUUCAGAAACUACACGAAACCAUAAAAGGUGGACGGGGUGUGGAGGAAGAGGAGUAUGACAUUGCACUGACUGUGAGGCGCUCCGCGCUGAGACACAAAGUCCAACCACAGGAGGUAGUGGUACAGACAUACAAAAUACUCUCCCGUCUCUCUGGGCUCAGAAACUUCAUUCCCGACAUGCCUGAGAAGUCUCUGUAUGAGGUGCUCUUCUGGUGGUUACCUGACAUUGAUGACGAUAAUGAAGAAGAAGCUGAUGAAGGGGAAACCAAACAAGGUCGAGUGAAGAAAAGGGUUCGAGAGAGGUCGCUGAAGGGCCUGAGAGGCAAUGGAACACCAGAGAGAAAACUUGUAAAAGGCAGAGAGGGGAAGACAAAAGAUAAGAGGGCCAAGAGAGAGAGGGAUGAAGAAACUAUGGGAAAGAAAAAGGGAAAACAGGCCAAGCUGGGAGAUGUGGAAAAAAUGGAUGAGGAAAUAAAUGAAGGGGAAGAUGAGGUAAAACCCAAGAAGCUACAAAAGGUUAUGAAAUCAAAAGCCAGCAAAUCUUAAGGCAAACACCACGCUGUCUGAUUAAACAUUUAGUAAAAUAGUAUGAUAGAUCUAGUUCUCCAUUUGUAAUUGUAUAAUGAGGCCACAUCACUUACAACUAAUACAUGCUGUUGGCUCAUUGGCAGCCAUUACAAGUGCCAGUCAGAAGAGCAAACCAGUUCUUAGUCUGCCAUGUACUUCUUGCUUAAAAUAUUGAAUGAUUUGUGGUUUGGAUUGUAAAGAUGGGACUUAAUUGAUGAAUUGUAAGGGUGCUAUUGUAAAAUAAAUGCUCAACUGGGGCCUCUAUAGCAAUGCUGGAUGUUUCAGACAACCUGGGCAAUUGAUGUAAUUUUUUUGAUAACACUGUAAAUACUGUACUUAAAAAUUAAACUUUUGUAAAAUUAACAACUAAUUUCUGCUACCUUAACUCCAUCACAAAGCAUUGGACACAUCAAUAAAGCUUUCCCUGUGUACUCUGAGAAAC